GUCAGUCAGUUUGUGUCACCUAAUAACACAUUAAGCCGCUACCAAAACAAAAACACAACCGGUUUCGUAAAGCUGGAGAGGGUCAUCCCCAAACUUUUGCUCUCUUAAAUAACAUCCAUAUUGCACGUGAAGAUCUUGCUGUGAACAAUUAAGAGGGGUUUUAGUAAUUGCAGAAACCCUUUUAAAAAAGAGCGGUCUUUGUUAUGUGUAUCUGAUUGGCAAUUGGCAAGCUACGUGUUUAAAAUUUGGAAUUAUGUGUAACCAUUAGCCUGCAAAGUUCAAUUACUGUUGUAUUUGGAUUUAUUCAAGAGAAUUUUUAUUAAUGUAUUUGUGUCUCAGCAAAUAUAAUUUAAAAGGGACAACUAGAGAUAAAAACGCACUAAACACGAACAAUUAGAAGUAUCCUUUUACUUCAUGGAUAUUUUAUAAAGAAAUAAAGUAUCAUCUUGUAUUUAAGUUGGUUAUCUAACUUUCCAUUUCAUUAACUGUGUAAACCAACCUGGUUUAUUCCCACGCGAAUCUGUCAAGAGCGUUUAUUUAUCACCGAAAUUGAUGGUGUCCUUUUGAAAAGCCGGAAGCAAUCUCCUGGCUGGUGGGCUGCAUUUCCUCAUUUCUACGCCAGUGGGUUAGUGGAAUCCACCGCAGCACCUUCACCAGCGCAGUGGUGGCCAGCCGAGAGCCCAUUACACCGAGAGCCGCCAUACAAAGUAAAACCAGUUUUGGGGCGCUAAAGAGCGGGUCAGCCCCCACUUUAGCUCUCUUAGCCGUUUCAGCGGUUAACUCCGCUGCCGAAAAUACAAUUUUGCACAUUCGCCAAUUGGGCUUGGGAGUCUGAAGCGGUCGGUCGGACUCAAAACAACGUAGUCGCGCUUGCCCAACCCAGUAUCACCUGUGUGUUUCAACCAGAGAUGAGUGAUUAGUGAGUGAGUGCCACAGACUGCAGUGAAUCUAAGCAAAGAUCAGUGGGCCAGUGACCCCCUAAGUGAUUUAGCCGCCAUGAGAUUGAUCUGGCUGCAGCUCCUGGCUGCCGGAGGAGCUCUCUACCUGUCUAUCGGUUGUGCAACGGCCGCCAAGGCAUCCACAAGCCGCGGAGUUGCACAAUACAAGCUCCCGCUCCCGGCUCCAUUGCCAGCCCACGAAACUGCGACAAUUUCAGGAGCGGAUCAGGCCAGGCGAUCUCCUCAGCAGGGUGCAUCCAAUCAGAGGCGAAUCGCCCAGGUCGUCCGCAGGCGAAGACCCACCUCUUCAUCCACAACAUCAACCACCACGACCACCUCCACAAGUACGACAACAACAACAUCAACCACGACAACGACAACCACUCCGCGUCCCACUUUGGCCAACGGCUUUAAUUUCUUCAAUCCGAACUUCUGGAGCUUCGGGCAGCAGAGUGUCGUGGCAGUGCGUCCACCAACCAAACAACCCCAUCCGCCCAAGAAGUUCAGUCCCAAGGAGGACAAGUCCAGUCAGCGAAAGCCGUUGAAGACCACAAGGAAACCGGCGACCGAGAGAAAUACCACAACAAUCAAAAAUCUAAAAAGUAAAUCUACAACCACCACCCAGAAACCCUCCACAGAUGGACCCUUUCGCAUUGCCCUGCCCACUCUGAAUUUUCCCAGCUCUGAAAAGGAUAAGGAAAAUGAUAAGGAGAAGGGCAAGCGGGCGGCUGCCGAGCUUCGACUGAGGUUUGAUUGCCCGCGGGAAAACGAGGUGAGGUUCCAGCUCUUUCCCAAAAUCUGCAAAUCAGAUAGGGACUGUGCCGUCUGGCAGAGGGAUGAGCUAUGCUGUGAUAUCUUCGGAGCCAGCAGCUGUGUCUCCGGUGUGCCAAAGCCCCUCGAGGAGACUCCACAUGCCCCCAUCCUGGGCUUAAUACCUCGCAAGUGCCCCAGUAGACCGCUGGCCGAGCUCUGGUGGGAUGUCCAGGAGUGCUCCUCGGACAUGGACUGCUGGCCACGGGUCUGUUGUCCGGAUGGCAGGCGAAGGUACUGCCGAACAUCCCAACCAGAUUUGGAAACAGCCCCAGUGCCUGUGAAGCGUUCCUUCGACUAUCUUACGGAGUACCUAGAAUGCACGGCUCCUCCCCCGCCCAUUUUCGAUCUGCAUCCAAAGGCAUGCACCUCAACCCUGGACUGUUUCCCGAACGUCUGCUGCCAGGAGGCGGGUCUGAGGCACUGUCGGCCUCCCAAGAAGUCUGUGCUCACACUGAUGGCCAAUUUUCUCAACGUUGACUUCGUGAAGCGCUUGGCACAAAACAUUGUUAUCAAGUAGGCCUCGAAUUUCCCACUAUUUUGUACAUUUUGUGUCUGCGUCGACCACCUUCAAUGGAACCAUUUCGAAACUGCCGUGAUAUCUCGCCCGUGUUUGUUUGGCCACGCUGAUAACCAAAAACAAGAAAAAAGAAAACACGCCUUCACAUAUGUACGUUUCAUAUAUGUAACUAUACUGCGCACUAAGUGUUCCCAAUCGAUUCACCCAUACUCCUCCAUUAAUCUUCACUUAGCCUAGUAUUAGACAUAAGAUUCAUUCGUAGGCUAACAAAUUAAAUUCGAACCAUAAACUCC
This is a messenger RNA of Drosophila ficusphila, 2561 nucleotides long. RefSeq lists its product as uncharacterized. Lineage: Eukaryota; Metazoa; Arthropoda; Insecta; Diptera; Drosophilidae. Bases 997 to 2268 code for a protein of 423 amino acids. The record is from RefSeq and is a predicted model, not a curated record. The transcript has 4 exons.